AUGCACAUUGAGAUGAUGGGAGCCAGACCCAAGAGGUUCACACCGACUGACCAAACACAGGGAUCGGCCAAAAACAGGGUUGUAAUAGAAGAAAAGCCGGCUCUAAUAAAGGGGGUGAUCGACUACCUCUACACUCUGGACUACCACAUGGAAGUUCAUACCCCAGAAACAGACCUUUCCCAAGAACCAGACGGAGAGGAGGCCCAGGAUAGCCCGAACAAGCCCGAUAGCAUAAACGAAGAUAAAGCGACCGCGUGCAAUACCCUGUCGCUUUAUAUAUCGAUGUACUCGCUCGCAGACCGAUUGCUCAUCCACGGGCUAAAGGCUCUCUCGAAGGAAAAAUUCGAGAAAGAGCUAGCCCGGCGGUGGCUGGACCCAAGCACGUUCUCGCACGCCGUUUCCGAGAUAUACAACUCAACACCCGAAAGCGACCGUGGUCUACGGGACCUCAUAGUAAACGUGACCAUGGACAACCUUGUGAUCCUGAGAACUGGGGCGAAAACGAUGGAUUCCACAGUGGCGGGAAACGGAGAAGAAUCAGGACCUGUGGCUUUUCCAGACUCCCUGGCGAGAUCUGUCCCACAGUUUUCGUCUGAUUUGGCCGUGGAAAUGAUGAACAGAACGGUUGCCGACUGGAAUCGUCAUGGAACGUGUAAACCGAACUGGGUUCAGUAG
This is a messenger RNA of Penicillium egyptiacum, 675 nucleotides long. Lineage: Eukaryota; Fungi; Ascomycota; Eurotiomycetes; Eurotiales; Aspergillaceae. The record is from the annotation of a GenBank genome assembly.